Microbotryum saponariae is the source of this 3630-nucleotide messenger RNA. The record is from the annotation of a GenBank genome assembly. Lineage: Eukaryota; Fungi; Basidiomycota; Microbotryomycetes; Microbotryales; Microbotryaceae.
AUGGAAGACUUUCAAUGUAUGUCACAACGGAGUGAACGUCUUGGUAUCCCCAGCUUCCAAGCGUCGGCUGACCACCGCUUUCGUGACUCGUGUGUGUAGCUCGGUUGACUUCCGUGCUCGCCGCGAUCGGCCAAACCUCGAUCGACUCACUCGAGGACUUCAUCUUUCUACACGGUGCAGCUCGUCUCGUACCUCUCUCAGCCGAUGAGCCUCGCUCUUUAGAAACUCAACAGCUGCCACCCACAACUCCGGCCGAGGAAGUGUCCGAGAUUCGCAAGCGAGCGCUCAUCGAGCUCAAGGACGAGCUCAAGCGCAAGGACAAGGAGCUCGAAUACACCCAUCGCCUGUACGAACAGGAGCGCGAAGAGAAGUUGGGACUCCGAAGAGAUCUUCGGUGGUUCCUCGAUUCGCAGCGCCAAGAGGACCGGCCACCUAGUCAUGCCGAUCCGGCUCGAUCGGCACUCGAAGCUAAAACAUUGGCUCAGCUCCAAACCCAACUCGACGAGGCGAAUGCCGUCAUUGACAAGUUCCAUCAACAACAACAGAAACUUCAAGCCGAGAUUGAGCGAUUAAGACCGGCUUUGGAGCAAGCUCAGCAACGGAAUGGAGCUGCUGCAGAAAGAGCUGUCAAGGGAUUGACCCCACCUGCCGAAACUUUGUCGAGCGCAGCUCAGCCUUCUUCGGCAACCGUCACUCGCAGUCCUGCAACAAGGACGGGCGCUGAUGAUGCGACGACGAGUGCAAAGUCGAAAACAUCAUCUUCCAACGCUCCCGCCUCUACCACAGCUUCUCCGCUACGAUCCGCGCGACUUCAAGAGGCGCUGUACGAGACCUUGCACAAACGCUAUCUCUCAAACAAGAAGCGCGCAGACGACAUCACCAAAUGGGCAAUGACCAAGUUGCAAACCUUCAUCGCUGAUAAUCCCACCUAUCUCGCUCAACUGCCUCCCACGCCACCUCUUCCUCCGACGAGCGUAUUACCCGAGCUUCCACCGCUCAAAGUUGUUCUUGGCGAGCCAUCGGAGGAUGCGGCCGGUCGCUUCUCGGUCGCGCUCAGUGAGCUCAAGAGAUGGGACGAUGAUGCGCAGGCGGUCGUAGGGACCUUGCUAAGGUGGAAAAGUAUCAUCAAGGACACGGCUCGUCGAGUCGCCGCCCUCAAGGAAGCCAAGGACGCCUCGAAAGCCAUCGUCGCCGUCAAGAAGAGGCGUAAAGUCAAAAAGUCUCCUGCCGACCUAAACCCGAGCGCGUCAACGUCCUCGAGUACCAAGAGAUCAUCGUCGCCCCUCAAGGAGGGGAUGAAGGCCGGGUCCCCACGACGGUCACGUCUUGUUUCCGAGGCCCUCAACGGACCUGCUUCGGGCUUGGUCUUGCGUGUCGACGGUGUCUUUGGCAAAGACGCGUCUUCUUCGGCUCCUCCGGCGAGUCCACCCAAACGCGUACUCUCACCCUCGCCUUCUGCGCAAGGCCCUCGCAAGAUUGAUGCGCCGCACGAAGAAACGCAAAUCCCAGACUCGCCGAUGAAGUCCAACAAGCGCAAAGGGGAUCUUGGGCUCGAGGCGUCGGCGUCGGCCAAGUCGAAGCGAGCGCGAAGAUCGUCUUUCAAGACGAACCAGUCACCUCUCCGUUCGGGUGUUCAGAACAGUCAGCUGGAAUCUUCGCCGCAGCGGGGUUCACCUUCGCUGUUACAACGACAGCAAGACCGGUUCUUGUCGCAGAAAGAGCAAAGCAAGAGUCCCGAGGCCGCUUCAAUACGAGCCCCCUCGAUUCCCGCCUCGAGCUGGGGACCCGAACCCGAUACCGAGCCCGAUGACUUUUUCCCACCUGCUGCUCAACACGAUACCGUCGACGAAGCCACACGCUCUCCAUCGGCGAGAGUCUCUUCGCAGGGUACUCGAUCUCAACCUCCUACACAGCCUGCUAUCCUCAAGCCUGUCGAGCUUUCCCCCUUCGUACCGAGUGUGGCUCGGUCCCAGGCGUCGGCAACACGAGCUUCAUCGCGAGGAAUGAUCGUCUCUCAUUCGCCGCUGUCUCAAAACUUUUGGAAAAUCAACGCCUUGCCGGACUCUGAUAGGAAGGCCUCCGUCAACGACGACGAGGACGAGGACGAGGACGACGAGGACAAUGUAUCAAAACGACCUCCAUCACCCAGUCCAUCGGUAGCCAAGCCUAGGAUUUCCUCCUCGCCAGUCGACACGAGGUUGACUCGAACCCCUUUGAUUCGAUCACCCGCGAAUCGACCCAAGGUGACGGAGGAUGAACGGCCGCUUAUGAGGUUUGAUGCUGCUUUGGGUUCGCCGCCUCUACCCCAGGCGGAUUCAAGGGUGAAGAAACGUCGUCAGGGGAUGAAUCAUGCUCCGAUGAAGGAUGUGGACGGGGAUGAAGAGCGGGGUGAUGAGACGCCGAAGCGUGAGAAGUCGAGGGUUCACAAAUUGCGCGAGAGGGACGGGGAAGCGCAGAGCGAUGAUGGGGGAACGGCUGUGGUUCGUAAAAAGGCUGAGACGUUUGCUCGGAAAGAAGGCAAAAAGAAGGCGAGGAAGAGCGAGGCCGAUGCUGAUACGAGAGGGUCAUCGUUGAAGGGCAAGGGGAAGGCUAAAGCAGCCCUCGACGCGGAUCUGGAUGAAGAGCCGAGGGUGGAGCAAGACUCGGAGGAGUUGGUGCAGAGUGAGGACGAUGUGACGGGUCAUGACUUUAUGCGCAAGUUGCACGCCAAACGCGCGAGGGAAGCCGAGGCGAUCGCUGCGGAAAAAGCCAGGAAGACGUGAGUCGGCAAAGUCGUUGGGUAUCCGGCCCACAUUUGUUGACGCCUGAUCCCUUGGCCGUUUGUCGCUUACAGCGGCAAAGCCUCGCCGGAGAUUGAGAUCAACCCCGGGCGCAAUGCGGGCAAGUCGUAUCAUUUUUACGAGGUCGAACGCAACAAGGCUGCGAGGGAGCAAAUGUUUGCCCACGAUUGCGAGGAUUGUGCAGGCGUGAGUCUUGACUGUGUGCCCCAUACAUGUCCCCCCACCACGGGUAGCUGAUUGCCUUGUUCUUGUUGCCUGAAUGCAGUACUACGCUCGCGCGCACGCAGGUCUGGUCGUCCCUCCGAACCAUGUGCGAUCGUGCAACCACGCGAAGACGUCCAAAGGCGCCUCGUCCAACUUUCUUGCGCAACGACAAGAGGCGAUGCAAGACCUAUUGCAAAAGACGUCGAGGCAUCGAAAGCAUCAUCGGCGUGAGUGAUAUCACGGUUUCGGGAGGGUUUGGAUGGACGAAGUUGCUGAUCCGUUCAAUGUUCUCACCUGUUCAGCUGAUCCGACCCCACCUGAUUUUUGGCAAAUGGGUGAGUGUUGCACAAGCCCCCCAGGUCGGAUCGCACCACUUUGCGCCAUCCACCCACUGAUUGGGAAUGCAAUCUCGUCUCGCAGGCUUCCCUUCCACCGCUCAAGUCAACGACAUCAAUGCCCGUGCCGAAGAGAUCCGUCAAGAACGGCAGCGCUAUCAAUUGGCCGAAGCGAGGUAGGUCAGCUUCGUCGGUCGUCCCAUGAAUUAAAAGAGGAUUCUCAUCUGAUCGCUCGAUUCUCGUGCCGAUCAUACAGCAAAGAACAUGGAUUUUAUCGCUAUCGCGAUGACGCGCCCAAAACACGUCGAUAG